AUGGAUGUAGAAGCAGCGGGUAUGGAAGAAGGGAAGGACAUGAAAAACAGCGUGAUGUGUCAGUUGACUGACCCAGAAGGUACACCUCUGGGACCGUCGAUGUACCUCCCGCAGAGCGCCGGCCCCAAGGAACUUCAGCAAAUAGUCAAUCAACUCCUCAACAAUGAGGAAAAAAUGCCAUAUGCAUUUUAUGUGUCAAACCACGAGCUCGUGGUGCAACUUGUUUCGUACCUGCAGGACAACAAAGUGUCUCUGGAGAAGGUCUUGACUAUAGUUUACCAGCCUCAAGCAGUAUUUCGAAUACGUCCAGUUACUCGCUGUUCUUCAACUAUUACUGGUCAUACUGAGUCUGUACUUUCAGUUUCCUUUAGUCCUGAUGGGCGACAGUUGGCAAGUGGAUCAGGUGAUACGACUGUUCGUCUAUGGGAUCUAAAUACUCAGACUCCAUUAUUCACGUGCAAAGGCCACAAGAACUGGGUACUUUGUAUUGCAUGGUCACCGGAUGGUAGACAUCUUGUUAGUGGAAGCAAGGCUGGAGAACUUCAAUGCUGGGACCCGCAGACUGGGAAGCCAUCUGGCAAUCCGCUUAUUGGCCACAAGAAAUGGAUAACUGGGAUUUCAUGGGAGCCAGUGCAUCUUAAUGCUCCAUGUCGUCGCUUUGUGAGUGCAAGUAAAGAUGGUGAUGCAAGAAUAUGGGAUGUUUCAUUGAGGAAAUGUGUUAUGUGUCUUACUGGACACACUCUUGCUAUAACCUGUGUUAAAUGGGGUGGAGAUGGAGUAAUAUAUACCGGAUCUCAGGAUUGUACAAUUAAAAUGUGGGAAACUUCACAAGGGAAGUUAAUACGUGAAUUGAAGGGCCAUGGGCAUUGGGUUAAUAGUCUGGCGUUGAGCACAGAAUACGUUCUUCGGACUGGUGCCUAUGAUCACACUUGUAAGCAAUAUUCAUCUCCAGAGGAAAUGAAGAAGGUAGCAUUAGAAAGGUAUAAGAAAAUGAAGGGCAAUGCUCCUGAACGUUUGGUCUCAGGUUCAGAUGAUUUUACCAUGUUUUUAUGGGAACCUGCAGUCAGCAAACACCCCAAAACUCGUAUGACUGGUCAUCAACAGCUCGUCAAUCAUGUUUACUUUUCACCUGAUGGGCAAUGGAUUGCAAGUGCCUCCUUUGACAAGUCAGUCAAGUUAUGGAAUGGUAUUACAGGAAAGUUCGUUGCUGCAUUUCGUGGUCAUGUUGGGCCUGUCUAUCAAAUAAGCUGGUCAGCAGACAGUAGGUUGCUAUUGAGUGGGAGCAAAGAUUCAACUUUAAAGAUUUGGGAUAUCCGGACGCAAAAGUUGAAACAAGACCUUCCUGGCCAUGCAGAUGAAGUUUUUGCAGUCGACUGGAGUCCUGAUGGUGAGAAAGUAGCAUCUGGUGGCAGGGAUAGAGUUCUGAAGUUAUGGAUGGGCUAG
This is a messenger RNA of Fraxinus pennsylvanica, 1443 nucleotides long. The record is from the annotation of a GenBank genome assembly. NCBI's taxonomy places the organism in Eukaryota, Viridiplantae, Streptophyta, Magnoliopsida, Lamiales, Oleaceae.